Molecule: messenger RNA, 7432 nt
Organism: Dermacentor silvarum
Lineage: Eukaryota; Metazoa; Arthropoda; Arachnida; Ixodida; Ixodidae
Product: protein GUCD1
Exons: 2
Coding region: 456-1169 (237 amino acids)
Source: RefSeq, a predicted model, not a curated record
UUUUUGUAUAGCAGAAAUUAAUGCUAGAAAAAUUGUAAAGUUCCUCCAUGAGAAAGAAAACUAGUAUAAUAUGGAGAGUGCGGCAAGAACUCGCCGUGUUUUGUGUGGUGGUAGGCAGCGUCAGAAUGUCACUUGCGGCAACUAACUGAACUAAAGCUCGCUGACGUCAUACCGGAAGUUUAAAAUUUUCUUUUUCCGGAAGACUGCAGUGGUCCAGUCACGUGAUGGAAACAAGAAUGCAGGAAGAAUAGAAUCGAAUACGGGGGCAACGCUGAGGAGUUCGGACGUGACGCCGCAAAGGAGAGGGCUCAUUUCUCGGCGAAAUCGGGUCGCACAAUCGGUACCUUUCUAAAAAGGGUGCGCUCGAUGGCCAGUUUUCGUGGUGCCGUUGAGGUGAUUGCGUAGCAUACCUUCGCAUCGACGGCAAGAAGAGCCCCAAGACGACGACCACCACAAUGGAUCAGACUGCAGUGUCGCGACCUCCGGAUUCGGUGGACAUCAAACUCCCUCACGUCGAGCAAAGCCUAUCGUGGGACUGCGGAGUCUCCUGCGUAGCGAUGGUACUGUCGCACGAGCAGCGCAGCGACUUGUUACUCCACAGGGAUCAGAUAAGCCGCGAGGAAGGCUAUCAUCAAAGCACCUGGACCAUCGACCUGUGUUAUCUGCUGCGGCGAUUCGGCGUCGACCACGUCUACGCGACGGUCACCCUGGGCGUAAACCCCAUGUUCCAGAAGGAGUGCUACUACAAGAAGUCCCUGCAGUGGGACUUCCAGAGGGUCGAAGAUCGGUUCCGCGACGCUGCGUCUCACGGUCUCACGGUUUGCCAGAGGUCUACCACGGUCACCGAGCUGCUCGAACACCUCGCUGGCGGUAAACCGGUCAUAGUGCUCGUCGACCACGGUCAGUUGCAAUGCGACUCCUGUCAGAAGAACAGAGUCGUCGCAAAGAUGGCGGGGGUGUUUGCGCGCUACGCUCCAUACCAGGGACACUACAUCGUGCUGUGCGGAUACAGGCUCAGGGAGAGGAAGUUCCUCUACCGGAACCCGUCGAAAAGCGAGCGUCUCUGCAGCGUCACUUUCGAAACUUUGGACAGGGCCAGGAAACGUCUUGGUACUGAUGAGGACGUCAUAUUCAUUAACGCCGCCUCAGAAGGUGUUGUUCCCUCGUGAGCGACCUCGAAGCGCAUAUUUUGGAGAGUUCUAGCGUAACGCUGGCGCGUCAGGAUACGCUGUAUAACAGAAAGCGCACAGGAGAACAGCUUAGAGCAUCGGCGCUGGUGGUGACGCCUUGCGGCGCGGUGGUUAACCAAAGCGCGUACAAUUCACGUCGCAAUGAACUGUGGUAUUCCACUUAUGUGCUAAUGCCAAGAAAGAAAUUCUCUCUCCUUUCUUUUCAAAGAGAGUUGUCCGAGACAAGUCUUAGUGCAUUACGGUUGACCACAACAUUGAAGGAUGGCACCAUCAGCUUUGCAUCUCCUAAAUGUGCAUUCCGGUAUACAUAGAUGACAUUAUGCUAUGCUAAACCUCUGUUGUUGACAUUGAAGAGCUUAUGGCCUUCAGCAUUUAUUCGUGGCGUGAAGGAGCUUAAUGCCAUUAACCUAUCCCAUAUGACAUGCGUAAAAUGGAGUUGAGAGAGUGAACGUAUUGUGCUGUGGGUGUUAUGCUAAUGAAGAAGUCACAGCGCCAUGUACUUCCUUCUUUGAGUGAUUUUAGCAUGCACUAUAUGCGAAUCACCAGUUUGUUCCAGUGAUCAUGUAAACAUUGGUGCAAUGCAAUAUGUUAACACGCAAUUUAAUGUUAUCGCGUGUAUCCGUAAUUGUUCCUAUUCUCUGCAGUCUACGUACCGAGACCCUGAGAGUAAGUUAUUGACUUGUUAAUUUUUAAGCCUGCCAAUCUAAAGAUAUCUUUUGUGGGAAAGGUGCUAAUUUUUACUGCCACCAGUUUGUUGCUCACUUCAAACCAUUGAAACUCUUGUUAUUUAGUUAGUGUAGCGGUACUUGAAAUAUUGCCAGCAUGUAUAAAAACCGCUACCUUAAUGUGACAGCUGUUUUCAGAAGUAUAGAAGGAGCCCGAGACCAUGCUCAUGCUAUGUUAUGUGUAUGUGGCAGACUUUUACACUCCUGAAAAGUUACUAUGUGUGAUCUCAUUGUGCCAAUGGGUGCUCGUAAUACCCUCCUUGCAAUAUUUUUGGUUUUAUUGUAUGAUUGCUUUGUACACAUGUUGAAUGGUCAUUGACAGCUUCUUUAUAGGUACCAUAAAGCAUUUUGUAAAAAAAAUCUCAAGGAGCUUAAUUUCACUUUGUUAAAUAGUAGGUGUACAGGCACAGCCACUGCUAGCAGGAACACGGCAUCCUGUGGCAGCGCUUCAUGGAGAUCCACUAUUGGUGCCUUGGGAAGUCUUGUGGCACAUGCGCAAUCGUAGAAAUAUACGGAGCACCUGGCGCAUCGUCUGCUAUGGUUCCUUUCAAAUUUUGUGUACCUGCAUGCAGCGUUCGUAACUCAGAGCCACAAGUGCGCAUGAUCGAGAUGCCAAUGCGCGCGGUGCAGGGAAGGAACUGUAGCAGACGACAUGCCAGGCGCUUCAUCUAUCGCUUUGAUUGUGCCUGCACCACAAGGCUUCUUGAGGUGCCGGUGGUGGCGCUCCACAGAGCACUGCCACAUGCUCCCAUGUUCCCGCUAGCAGUGGCCACUGUACUAAGGUAAAUGAGUCGGUGCACCAUGGCUGGCGAGUUUUGUGCCACAACACAGCAGUUGUGCCCUGAACUGUAAUGUGUAACUGCAAGGUUUCUUAAGGAACAUGUUUCUGGUGUACUUUUGGCAGGGCAACGCAGCAUAUGUUAUACAUUGCUCAAAGACUGCAUUGUAGUACCAGCAGAAAUAUGUUCCACAUUGUUACCAACCAAAACAGAAACCUUAUACAGUAUGUUUGAACGACAGAAAGCAGGGAGAGUUGGUAAGGAUUUCUGCCUUGGUGUAGCGACACCAGUCGACAAUGUGCCAAAAGUACAUUGGAAAUGCGCUACUUGUUGUUGCAGCUUCAUACAAAUGGUAAUGUAAUGCAAGUUGUGUGGUGUCUGCAUGCUUAGCGUUACAAGACUUGUGUCAUAACACUGUUGCAUGCUUUGCCCUAAGGAUACUCCUAUUGAACACUAUGUGUACCACUAGCAAAAACCACUCAUCUGUGAUUGUUGGUUGUGCCAGAUUAGCUUAUGACAUUACCUCAAGGUACUCUCUUAUGGAAGCUACUCAUUGGUGCUUGGUUGUGCUACCAGACUUGUGUCAUAACGUUGUUGCAUGCUUUGACGUAAGGAUACUCCUAUUUAACACAGUGUGUAGCACUAGCAAAAACCACUCAUCUGUGAUUGUCGGUUGUGCUAGAGUAGCUUAUUACCUCAAGGUACUCUCUUGUGGAAGCUGCUCAUCUUUGGUGCUUGCCUGUGCUAUACACAACGCAACACUUCGCAAUUCUGUGCAUGUAUGCCUGCUUCAAAAAGUUAGUCUCAUGCCCAGCUGCAGUCAGCGACAGCUCUAAGAAUGUAGUGGCAAAUGCCGCUCGGGGAGAAGAUGCAUUCAUGCACCAGGGAGUCGAAUCAUCCAAUUCUCCUUCCUUGACCUUGCUAUUCAUAGCCCCGUUUUUGCCUUGCUCGAGUGCUGCCGUGGGGUGCGGGCGUUGUUCUAGAGAUACAAACAAUAUGCCUUUCAGGUAAAAAUGUUAAUUAUUUGUGAUGCAUCUUGCAAAUUUUCUCAGCUAUGGGCUAGGAGGAUCUGUUAACGCUUCUCUCUGUUUAUAUAUCACUUGUUCCAUCAUCUGCACCAUUCGUCAUGCUGAACAUAAACUGCCACUUAGCCCAGCUUGGAACUUUCUUGCACAUUCUCCGGAACUAUGGCAAAGCCAGAUAUCAGCCUCCAAACAUCUUUCCAGAGUUCUGCAUCAUAGCUACAUGUGUAGAUGCUAUGAGCUAUCUUUCCUACACCAUUUUCUGUUGUUGGCUGUUCCCGGAUGUGGUAUAUGACAGUAGCAUGUUCGUUGUUGCUGAAUUACAGGGCUGCUCCUCAUUCAUGCCUGUGCCCUGCAAGGAAACUACUUUCUGUGAUCUCGGAGGGCACGGAGAUCAGGCGCAGCUCACGCUUUUGUGGGAGGAGCUUGUACUGCAUUCUAGACUUGUCACUGGCUGUGGGCAACCCCUAGUUCUUUGCUCUUUAGACAUCUAUAAUGUGCAGCAGACUGUGUCAUGCAGCAUCGUCCGAUUUUGAGCAUGAUGGCAUUUACUGUGGUGCACAGAAAUAUGUGCCCUAUUAAUUCUCUAAACUUCUCGUUUUUCUUUAAAAGUCUUCCAUCCUGACCUAUUAGAGAAAAACACAAGUCAUAGGCCUGUCAGGGCAGGUGUGUGUGUGCCACAAGCGCCAUGAAGCCAAUCUUGUGAAAACUGCAACGCACUGUGGACAAAUGAGUUGAACCACACGUGAGCUGGAUAAAGUACUGUAGACAAACAGAGAGCCAUGGCCAGCUUCCAUGCAUUUUGUUGAGAGAGAGAGAGAGAAUAAACUUUAAUAAGAAGAGCACGCGAGCGUAGGUAGCUCCUCCGCUCUGCAGUGGGUGGUCCCCUCAGUCCAGGAGUCCAGCGGCCUUAGCUGCCCUUCUCGCUCGAUUGACCAGGUUGAGCUGAUCCGUCGAGUCGGAGCUGGACAGCGCUGCCUCCCAUUGCCGUGUGGUGGGGUGUGUUAUGGGUGUUAGCUGUGGUGUGUUUGCACAAGCCCAUACUAUGUGGUAAAGUGUUGCAGAUUGAUCACAGUGUGGACAUUUAUGGGAAUACAGCGCAGGGUGUGUGGCGUGGUAAAGACUCAAAUGUGGAUAUGUGUUUGUUUGUUUGCAUUUUGUUGACGAGUGUUUCAAGUGGUGUGCUCUUGUUAGGCAAAUACCACACCAGCUAGAAUCAAACUUGUUGAAUAUUAGAAGUGGAAGCAUGUUUAUUGUAUGUUGUCUCCGUAAACCACGGUUGCGUAUAUCAAUACAGCCAAUUGUGCAAGCAACCUCACAAAUUUUGGGCCUACAGAAGGCUGCAUUUAUCUACUUUGAUCUGUUUUCGAUCUACAUCCUAUUUAGAUCUAGGUACAUAUUAAACAACCUCUGGUGGUCGAAAUCUAAAGCCUAUACAAGUACCCUCGUGACCCACUGUACAGCUUUGGAAUGUUUAAAAUCUUAAUACUAUUGCACGUUCAAAGAAAUAGCUCAGCCAGUGAAGCACACAGAUAAUGUGCUGUUAACUGCAGAGCUACUUUACCAUCAUGCUAGUAAACCACUUAUUUGCCAGCAAUUUCUUCACUGGUACUGGGUGUUCAACAUUGCAGUGAAUUUCUUAUUCAUGCCUUCUGUCCAGGUUGUGAGAUCAUUUCUUGGAAUUUUGAAACCUUGUGGAACAAGGAUUGUCUCUUCCAUUACCUACUGCAGUUGCUUAGUGUCCAGUGGCCAAGCACAAAGUCAUGAUUUCGAAUGCCACCCGCGGUUUGACGGGAACUUGGGAUUUAUGUGCAUGUUAUAGAACCCCACUUGUUCAAAAUUAGUCCAAGGCCCUCCAUUACAGCGUAUCUCAGUUGCUUUGGGAUAUUAAACCCCAUGAAUCAAACUGUUGUUCAUGCAAGUACAAAAUAAGCAUAAAAUCAUUCAAAAAUGCCCCUUCGGCACACUUCUACUGUUGCCUUAGGCCCAUUAACGAUGCAGUAAACAAACAUUUUGCCUGAAUCAGGAAAACUUGCUCAGUGCACAAGCAUGGAUACUCGGGAGUGCAUGUUGCACGAUUUAAUGUCAUUUGGGAUUGGCUGCUGAUAUUGCAAAAUUAAGAAAAAUAUCUUCAAGACCUUCCUUCUCUUCAAAUACUCAUGAAAUGCCAAUAUGCUCCUUAGACAAUCGCUGAAACGAUAAGAGGUGAAAUUCGUUGCAUUUAAAAGAUCACUACUUGUAGCCACUGUUAGAAUGGAAUAUUCUUAUUCAAACUCUGAAAUGCUUACCACAUAGGUAAGUGUGUGAAUCCAGAAAAUAAAUCAAGGCAUGAGGCUUUAGUCGUCUUUUCACUAUUCCAUUUUUACACGUCAACACCUCCUCCUGCUGCUUGUACAGUAUUGUCCGCUGUUAAAGGGAACACAAUAGAAUUAUGCCUUUGACUACGCUGAAUGGCAUAAAGGCCCACGUGUGUGUGUAUAUAUAUAUAUAUAUAUAUAUAUAUAUAUAUAUAUAUAUACAUACAUACACACACAGUCAACGACCGAUUUUUCGGACAUGCACAAUAAUUCAGACGCCUACGCAGCACAGCCACGUACCCCAUAAGAGUCGAUGCAUAAGAACGUCUGAAAUUUCGGACGCAAAAAACCUUCGCCAUCCGAUUCUCCGGGCUUUUUGCUAUGACCGCAGGUCCGAAACGGCAAUAAUUGUAGCCACUACCGGUGCCAUUUCGAUUAUCUCGCAGCCCCGAACCGGCGCUCUCGAACGCAGAUCCGCUGGCAGCCGUAGCCACCACCGCGACACUGCUAGGCCUAGCUACUUCGACAUUCAUUACCAAGCUUCUUUCUGUUCGGUGCCGUGUUUUUCAUUAAACCAAUUCACCGCUGUUAGUAAAGAAGCCGACUAUGCCUUUGUAAUCCUCGUCAAUGGAAGCUGGGAAAGCACGGCGCGUUCAAUAAUGCCAGUUCCCAAAAGUCAGCUUCACCUCAAUACAAUGUUACGCGUGCACCCGCCGUCUCCUAUCAUAAUAGGAGCUACGAUGGGCCUAAUAAGUACUAGCAGGCUUUGAGAGCUAUUUCGGACGUGCCUGUCGCGAUUCGAGCCCUUGGGGGCAGUAAAAGGCACGCAUUCGUUCUUACCGACUGCCCGAUUUUUCGGACGUUUUCGCGGCCCCUAGGGAGUCCGAAAUAUCGGACGUUGACUGUAUAUGUAUACACACAGACACGUCCAGUUGCUUCGGCCACUUUUUUUUUUUUUUCAGCAAAAGCUUGUUAUAUUGACUAUUACAUUAUUACUGGUUAGGCAUUACCUUUAAGAGUAGACUGUACUGUAAGGCAACAGUGUAACACAGAAACAUGAAUUAUGCGAACACCCUUGGUUUCCGAUUAACCUGAGUAUUCGUCACCAUCCACUGGAUGCAUUGUUCCAGGUCAACACGGAGCAACCUUCUUGCUUUCAGCUUUUAUGUCAACUGAUGGGCCUGACAGCAUAUAUUUGUGAUGUGCCAGCUUAAGUGCAAGCAUUCUUUCUCAGAAAGUAGAAACAGAGUUAAGAAUGCAUUUUUUAUUUCCACAAUACAAGAAUGCAGUAUUUGCACUGGUGACAUAUUUACAUCUGACAAAGUGCUCGAGUUCAAAUGUACCACCCUUCCAUUCUUCAUCUGGUGUUAUUACAAAAAUAAAUAUGGUCCUUCUCGACGCGAAACACUCUUUGCACUU